UCUAAACCAGCUGUGGACAAAAUUUGUUGUGAAAAAAACAAAAUAUUACAAUUUUUCGAUGUAAUGUAUAAUAUAAUGCCGAAUCAAGUUAUUAAUAUUAACCAUCUAAGCUGCCGCGUCUGUCUGGAGACAAACGAGGGCGCCUUGCGUCUGCACGACGAGAUCCAGUACAAUGAGCUCAACUUUGAAUUGUGGCAACUGCUGGAAAUCGUCUCCAAAGUAAAGUGCACCUGGAACGAGGCAGAUAUGCCGACCCGUUUGUGCCAGAAUUGCACACGCCGCUUGAUAGCCGCCUAUGAGUUUAUUCUCGAUGUGGAGAAUGCACAGCACACGCUGCAGAACUUGUACCUUGUGAUGAAGGAACCGGAGGAGACGACCCAUGUGGAGGUUCUGGAACUGUGCAGCCAGGACGAGUUUUUGCCCGUCAUCUGUGACACUGUGGAGGUGGCUGUGACGAUGGAAGCAGAGGACGCUGCUGAAGCUGUGGUCGAUGUGCCCGUGCCCUUUUCACAAGCAGAAACGAUUAUCGAGCCAAUUUACAAAACAGAGCAUCUAGGAGAGUUGGAGACUGAAAUACCAUUAGAGGCAGAAGACUUGGAUGCUGCACAAAAUGUGGAUGACAAAAAUACGGAUGUGAAAGAGGAGAAAGAGGAAGCUGCCUCUGCGACAAAGCCGCGUCCCUCUCAGCUGGGCAGUCGGCUGACCCACUCACAGAAUUUCAUCUUUAAGUGUGCCAUUUGUCCGCGUGCCUUUGCCAAAAAUGAUUCGCUGGCACGGCACAUCGCCGUUGCCCACAGUCAGACCGCGGACGUGGCCGCCCAGGAGCUGGCAAACGAGAGCAGUGGAAGCGGCGUGCUCACCUGCAAGCACUGUCCACGCAUUUUGAAGCGGCAGGACACACUGCGUCGUCACAUGCAGGCAUUCCAUCCAGAGGAAGCGGCCAAAGAUGAUACUGAGUCAACUGCCAGCUCGCAGCGGAAGCGCACGGCCAAGCGUCGUGAGUGCCCCCACUGUGGCAUUAGUUUUCCCACCUCCAGCCUGACCAUCCACAUACGUCGGCACACUGGCGAGUAUCCGUACAAAUGCGAGCAGUGCGAGAAGGCCUUUCCGCGCAGCCAGGACCUAAGCUUGCAUAUGCGACACCACACGGGCGAAAGACCCAGCGAAUGCAAAAUCUGCUCAAAGAAAUUCAUAUCCCAGAACAAGCUGUCCAGACACAUGCGCCUACACACAGGCCAGCGUCCGUAUGCCUGCGACAAGUGUGACAAGAGUUUCGUGCAAUCCAACGACCUGAAGAUCCACAUGCGACGUCACACGGGCGAGCGGCCCUACAAGUGUGAUGUAUGCGGGGAUAGCUUUGUCUCUGGCUCCCUACUGAACGUCCAUCGUAAUCAGAAAGGUCACCACAUGGCAACAUCUGGAAACCUGAGCUCCGGUGAUACCACUGACGAUCCGUAUGUAAAUGCGCGUGUCAACAUGCGUCGAGCGGAGGAUAUUGAACGUAUGCGGCUGAAGCGAGAUUCCGAGGAUCGACUUAACCAGCCCCAGGCGUCGCCAUCAGAGCCGCAGCCACCGUCGCCAAAACAGUAUUCCCCUCCGGAGAAGCCGCUCCUGAUCUACAAGUGUGGCGUCUGUGACUGGACCUUCAAGAGCGGCGCCUGUCUAACCAUUCAUCGCAACAACAUGUCCCACUACGAGAUCGGCAAGGUCGACUACGGUGAUCCCUUUUCCAAGAUGGUCAAAAGGCAUAAUUAAUUGAAAAAUUGGGGACUAGCUUUAAGAUCACAAAUUAAGACUUAAAUAUUUAGGGGCGGGGGUAUAUUUAUUUUAUUUAUUAACCCACAAGAUCUGGAUCGUCUGGAGGAUAUAUGUAUAUGUAUAUGCAUACGCAUUCUGUCCAUAAAUUAGUUUAAGCAUUGAUUAAUAUCUUUUUAUUAGGUUGAGUAAAAGCUGUUGACAACUAAAAUCAUUUAAAACUGAAGAAGAAAUUAGAGAAAAUGUACAUUUAACAAUUAA
Drosophila obscura is the source of this 2016-nucleotide messenger RNA. Its product is annotated as zinc finger protein 420. Gene Ontology annotation, molecular function: zinc ion binding; chromatin insulator sequence binding. Gene Ontology annotation, cellular component: nucleus; chromosome. Gene Ontology annotation, biological process: regulation of transcription by RNA polymerase II. Bases 64 to 1755 code for a protein of 563 amino acids. Lineage: Eukaryota; Metazoa; Arthropoda; Insecta; Diptera; Drosophilidae. The transcript is spliced from 2 exons. The record is from RefSeq and is a predicted model, not a curated record.